CAAAAAACCCCACCAUAUUUCAAUCAAUCCACCAAAGACGUUAUUAAUACAUUUGAUUUUCAGCCCUCAACAUCGCAUCAUAUACUGUAUCAACAACAUCAUCUGACCGUAGUCGCUUCAACGUUCCUACCUGGCUAUGGAUAUCACAAAUUUUGUGGUUUCGGCCAGAAACCAGGCGCUACUAUAUGGCGAUUACACCACUUACCACAAGCAGUUGGCUAAGAAGCUGCAUAAAUGUCGAAAAAGGUUGAAUAUUGCUACUAAGAACCGUGGCAAGUUCACCAAUAAAGGCCCCAUCACGGCCGAGAACCUGUCCGAGAACCGAGAGUUUCUUUACUUACAAUUAUUGACGGCCGAGCGUGCUUGGGCACAUGCCAUGAGGUUCAAGGCAGUCCACUCCACCGACUCCAAGGGCAUUACAGGAAGAACUCGUUCCCAUAUUAUAUCGAGACUUGCUAAAGGCGCCCGCGCCGCCGAACAUCUCGUCCAAAUAUUAUCCGACACCUCUACGACUGGCGCUACCGACACCGACAUUCUCGAAGCACGCGCGUAUGCUUCUAUAAUACGAGGUGCCGCUCAGUUCGAAAACCAGAAUUGGGAGCCAUGCCUGCGGAGCUAUGCCACCGCACGUAUCAUAUAUACGGCGCUCUCUACAUCGAUGAAAGUGGAUACUUUUAAGGACUUGUUGUCCGACACCAUCGACCCUUCUAUUCGAUAUGCGGCCUAUCAGACCAAAAUUCCAAGGACCCUGGCGAUACCCACCAUCGCUAGAAAGGCCUUCCCUUCUUCUGACUCUGCUCUAGUCGAACAAAUAGGCAAACUAGCUCCAGAUUUGUUGAAGGAGAGCGAUUCCGAUGCUCAAAAGGGCCAAGUUGGUGCCCCGAGCGCGCCCCAGACUAUCACGUGGAGGUCCCGAGAAGUCAAGAUAGAGGAUGCAGCUAUUGCUCUCGCGCUCGCUUCGAUAGAUGCAGCAACCGCGCAACUAACGGAGAAAUUAGCAUCUUCUGACGUUAUAUUGCCGAAAGAGAUGGCGGCCGCAUACGAUGAAGUGCUUAUAGCUAGUCAGGAUGCAGUGGAUGCCACCAAACACGCUAUCGACGAACUCAAGGAGGAGGGCGUAUCUCAGGACGACGCUCGAAUACAAAGCCUACAGAUAACUCGCACUGCGGUCAAUUACCAGGUUAUCAGCUGGAGAAUCGGUCGCAACCGGGUUUUGAGCGGCGAACACGACGGUGCUUUGUUAGACUCAGCGCCUACAACUACUCGGAAAUCCAAGAAAGACGCCAGCUCUCGAAAGCCUAAGAUAGAGCCACCUAGUAGGAAGAUAUCUCGGCUCAAAGACAAAGUUGUGCUUUAUGAUUCCACACUUCAGAGCAUUGAAUCGAUUAAAGAGCUACCUGGUGUUGCGGCCGACAGAGAUCUGUUAGAGCAAUUAGAUGCAACUGCUAAAUAUUUCCAUGCUCUCAAGUCUCUCUCCAUUGCGCGGUCGCACUCCCUGACCAACCAAUCACAUAAUGCUCUCGUUCUCACCAAACACGCAUUUGACGAGUGCGAGCAAGCUGCUGCUUUUUUCUCUAAACGGGAGACCUCUUCCCCAGAGUCCUCACCCCGUAACAUAGAGAUCCGAUCAACUGAUACCCAAUUCCUUCAUAACCUCUUAAAAGGUGAGCUACAGAGAUGCCGGGCGAUUGUCGAAAUAGAUAAUCAACGGCAAAAGACAACGAAUGCGACCCCACCAAGCGCAAGGGCUCCUCUCGUGCAACGCUUGUUCGAGUACCCGUCAGACGGUGUUGACUUGGAAUACCUGGUCGAGUUCCCACCUAAGGUCAAUCCUAUCCCGGUCAAGCCUUUGUUCUUUGAUGUUGCUUGGAAUUACAUAGAUUACCCUGGGAAAGCUCUAGCUACGGCCCCCGAACCGGAGCAAAAGGCGACCGAGCCGGCACAACCGCAGAAGAGGGGAUGGUUCGGGUUUGGAAGAUAGUUAAGGCCAGCCUGUUAUCCCCCUAUGCCUACAUGAAGUAGGCCAUAAGUCAGCAAUUCACAUUCUUAAGACAUUGGAUUAAUCGCAUAUACCCUUGCUACAUGUUGGUUCCAGUGACUGUGUCCUCAGGGGUUAACAAAGGGGU
Messenger RNA from Daldinia caldariorum, 2126 nucleotides. RefSeq lists its product as uncharacterized. The record is from RefSeq and is a predicted model, not a curated record. The transcript has 3 exons. Bases 137 to 1981 code for a protein of 614 amino acids. Gene Ontology annotation, molecular function: endoplasmic reticulum signal sequence receptor activity; signal recognition particle binding; 7S RNA binding. Gene Ontology annotation, cellular component: signal recognition particle, endoplasmic reticulum targeting. Gene Ontology annotation, biological process: SRP-dependent cotranslational protein targeting to membrane. Lineage: Eukaryota; Fungi; Ascomycota; Sordariomycetes; Xylariales; Hypoxylaceae.